UUUUUUUUUUCAUUUAUAAUUAAGAAAAAUUACAUUUUAAAAUGUCAAAGUUUGGAACAGAUGACAAUCCUAUAGACACUUCAUACUAUGAAUUACUCAACAUUCCUGUUAAUGCCGAGCCUAUUCAAAUCAAAAAGGCUUAUAGAAAGUUAGCUAUGGUUUACCAUCCAGAUAAGAAUAAAGAGCCCGGUGCUGAGGAAAAGUUUAAAGAAAUAUCUGAAGCAUAUCAAGUCUUAUCUGAUCCUCAAUUACGUGCGGCUUAUAACAAAUAUGGUAAAGACAAAGAACUCGCUCCUGAGGGUGGUUUUGCUGAUCCUCGUGAAUAUUUCCAACAAAUGUUUGGUGGUGAUGCUUUUAGAAGUAUUAUUGGUGAUUUAGCAGUAGGUGAAAUGUUUAGUGAGGCACAGCAAGAAGAGUUGGAAAAGGACGGGUCUGAAAGUAAUAACGAUGAUACGGACAAAAAACAAAUGAACAAAGAACAAAUGGAGAAAAUGCAAAAGCAACAACAAGAACGAGUAGAUAAAUUGGCAGAUAAUUUAAAAUUAAAGCUCGCUAUGUUUACUGAUAGUGAAGGUGAUCAACAUGCUAUUAAUACCUUCCAAGAAUAUAUCAAACAAGAAGCUGAGAAAUUAAAGAAUGAAAGUUAUGGUAUCGAAUUGCUUCAUUCAAUUGGUGGUGUGUAUUCACUUAAAGCAAAGCAUUAUUUGGGUAUUAAAGGAGGUGGUAUGCCAAGUAUCUUUGUUGGAUUUAAGCAAAAGAAACAUAUUGUGAAGGAACUUUGGAAUACAGUUAAGGUUGCAAUGGAUGUACAACAAGCAGCUGAAAUGAUUUCAAAAGCAGAGGAGAAGGGUAUGGCAGAUUCUGAUAAAAUGAAAUUAGAAGAAGAAGUGACUACGAAGACUUAUAAAGCUUUAUGGCAAACAUCGAAAUUUGAAGUUGAAGCUACAUUACGUCAAGUAUGUGAUAAAGUACUUCAAGAUAAGGAGGUGGACAGUAAAACUCGAACAAAGAGAGCGAUAGCAUUAAAAUGGGUUGGCUAUAUUUAUAAGCACACAGAAUUAGAAAAAUCAACUUUGCAAUUACAAGUUAAAUCAUAAAAAAAAAUAUUUACUACGAAAAGAUACAUUAAUACAUAUAUUUACUGUGUAUAAUAAUACUAUUACUACUAUUACUAUUAC
This is a messenger RNA of Cokeromyces recurvatus, 1178 nucleotides long. RefSeq names its product X-domain of DnaJ-containing-domain-containing protein. Bases 42 to 1097 code for a protein of 351 amino acids. NCBI's taxonomy places the organism in Eukaryota, Fungi, Mucoromycota, Mucoromycetes, Mucorales, Mucoraceae. The record is from RefSeq and is a predicted model, not a curated record. The transcript has 7 exons.